UCUUCUCCCCUGCAAAACCACCGCCCGCCCGCCGCAACAAGCCCACAGAUUUCCUUCCUUCCACCUUUCCCCUCCUCCGGCCGCCGCCUCCUCCUCGCCGGCCCGCCAUGGCGCUGUACCGCCGCGCGGCCUCCGCGAUCCGGCGGCGCGGGGCAGGGGCCCUGCCGCUGCCCCUGCUCCCGGCGCGGGCGAUGGCGAUGGCGUCGUCGCUCUUCGGCCACGUCGAGCCGGCGCCCAAGGACCCCAUCCUCGGCGUCACCGAGGCCUUCCUCGCCGACCCCUCCCCCGACAAAGUCAACGUCGGCGUCGGCGCCUACCGGGACGACGACGGCAAGCCCGUCGUGCUCGACUGCGUGCGCGAGGCGGAGCGCCGGAUCGCCGGCAACCUCAACAUGGAGUACCUUCCGAUGGGAGGGAGUAUCCACAUGAUUGAGGAGUCGCUAAAGCUGGCGUAUGGCGAGGACUCCGAGUUCAUCAAAGAUAAAAGAAUUGCAGCGGUGCAGGCACUUUCAGGAACUGGCGCAUGCCGGCUCUUCGCUGAUUUCCAGAAGCGUUUCUUGCCGGAUUCGCAGAUCUACAUACCUACACCAACGUGGUCCAACCAUCAUAAUAUUUGGAGGGAUGCUCAAGUGCCGCAGAGGACAUUCUCAUAUUACCAUCCGGAAUCGAGAGGGCUUGACUUUGCAGGAUUGAUGGAUGAUAUCAAGAAUGCUCCAAAUGGUUCGUUCUUUUUGCUUCAUGCAUGUGCCCAUAAUCCUACUGGAGUAGAUCCUACUGAGGAACAAUGGCGAGAAAUAUCCUAUCAGUUCAAGUUGAAGAAUCAUUUCCCAUUUUUUGACAUGGCAUACCAAGGAUUUGCUAGCGGUGAUCCAGAGAGAGAUGCCAAGGCAAUCCGUAUAUUCCUUGAAGAUGGACACCAAAUUGGAUGUGCUCAGUCAUAUGCAAAGAACAUGGGUCUUUAUGGCCAGAGAGCGGGAUGUCUGAGUAUCCUCUGCGAGGAUGAGAUGCAAGCAGUUGCUGUUAAGAGCCAAUUGCAACAGAUCGCGAGACCAAUGUACAGCAACCCACCUGUUCAUGGUGCGCUGGUUGUUUCAAUUAUCCUUAGUGAUCCAGAAUUGAAGAACGUAUGGUUGGGAGAGGUCAAGGGUAUGGCUGAUCGUAUCAUUGGAAUGCGGAAGGCACUUCGGGAGAAUCUUGAAAAGUUAGGCUCACCUUUAUCAUGGGAGCAUGUCACCAAUCAGAUUGGAAUGUUUUGCUACAGUGGGAUGACACCGGAACAAGUUGACCGCUUGACAAGUGAAUACCAUAUCUACAUGACACGUAACGGGAGAAUAAGCAUGGCUGGUGUAACGACGGGCAAUGUCGCCUACUUAGCUAACGCCAUUCAUGAUGUUACCAAGUGAAAUUGAGGACCAUCUUCAGCGAAUGGAGCGAGAGCGUUUUCCCUUUGUUACUAGGGCUAUUCACUCUAUACUGUCAUGCUAGAGAAAUAAGUUGUACUGUAGGAAGUAAACCUGUUGCGGCUGUCCAACAACGGAAAAUUCUACCUGUAUGUAUGGAGAAGCAGAGACGUCCUGACUUAUUUUUGCGAGAUUAUCCUAUUUUUGAUUCUAGUCGCAUUCGGAUGUAACGCCAGUGUAACAAGAUGCCGGAGGACUUCAAACUCGACGAAAUCGAACAUUUGGAUGUGUGUCUUGCAGUUCUA
Molecule: messenger RNA, 1705 nt
Organism: Aegilops tauschii subsp. strangulata
Lineage: Eukaryota; Viridiplantae; Streptophyta; Magnoliopsida; Poales; Poaceae
Product: aspartate aminotransferase, mitochondrial
Biological process (GO): amino acid metabolic process; biosynthetic process
Cellular component (GO): mitochondrion
Molecular function (GO): L-aspartate:2-oxoglutarate transaminase activity; pyridoxal phosphate binding
Source: RefSeq, a predicted model, not a curated record